AUGACUGAAAAUAAUAAUAUUGAAUUAGUGCUAAAGCAACAGAAUGUGAUUGAUUCAUGUUCAGAAUGUCCAAUUAUCACUUAUGAGAUUGCGAAAAAAUUGGGUUUCGAAAAAGAUAAAAGUUUACCCAACAUUACCGAUAAAGUGGUAUCUGAUAUUGUUAAGCAAGUAUCGG
This is a messenger RNA of Dentiscutata erythropus, 175 nucleotides long. The record is from the annotation of a GenBank genome assembly. Lineage: Eukaryota; Fungi; Glomeromycota; Glomeromycetes; Diversisporales; Gigasporaceae.